Molecule: messenger RNA, 2161 nt
Organism: Pseudovirgaria hyperparasitica
Lineage: Eukaryota; Fungi; Ascomycota; Dothideomycetes; Acrospermales; Acrospermaceae
Exons: 2
Coding region: 98-2152 (684 amino acids)
Source: RefSeq, a predicted model, not a curated record
CGGAUCCCGGCGUUCUUGCAUCUGUCACAUCACGACACCAAUAGCUGCAUAGAGACGUCUUGAUUCCUACGAGUAUAUUGCCUCUGCCACUGACGACAUGUCCUCCACUCCAAAGAAGCCGCCUGUCUCUGGCGCAUCCUCCCGGCCUUCCUCCAACCCCUCCUCAUCCCCCGGUCAAAAUGCCCGUAGUCCGUCCCGAACGACGACGACAACGCCAGCCUCCUCUUCUACAACAGCUCCAGCUCCUACUCGGACUAGAUCGCUUCGAAAUGGCGCCCCGCUGUCGGCGCGAGCUGCAGCGCGGAAGCCGGGGGCUCCUUCGAAUCUCAGUACGUCGGCAUCGCAGGACGAUGCUGCCGCUGCCGAAGAUGCCCGCGCGGAAUCUGCUGCUGCCAUACAGGAAUUGAAGGACCAGUUACUGAAGGCAGAAAGUACAUCAGACGAUCUUCGUAAGCAAGUAGAAGUCUUUCAAACUCGCCUCGACGAGUCGCACAGCGACCAAGCGAAACUUGAAGAGAAGGUUCACGAGGAAGAAGAAAGGAACGAGGGUCUCGAAAAUGAGAAGCGUGAGCUCGUUCGACAAAGGAGGGAGCUCGAAAGCAUAUACGAAGCGGAGCGGGCCUCGUUCAUGAAGCAAAAGGACGAGUCACAGACUCGUGAAGAUGAACUAUCGGAGAUUAUCCAGAGGCUGAAAGAAGGCCAGGCGCACCGUGAAUUGCGGCCAGGGCCUGAUAACGACGGGAAAUUGUCACGGAAUUCAAGCUUCAGGAGCAACUCUAGGAAGAACUCUGAACAAAAUAUUAAUGACAACGGCCAGUUUGCACCUCCUGGAUCAGUUCAACGAAGCGACUCGCGGAACAGCUCUAAACUCCUACUACAGAAGGACAAGGUCAUCGAGUCACUCCGACUAGAGCUCGCUGAAGCACAGAUAAAACAGGUUGAGUUGGAAAACCAGGGCGGCGGUCGGGUUCAAGAGCUAGAAAGACUGCUCAUGGAAGCUCGUAUGACCAACGCCCGUAUCAUGGAGGACAAUGAGAGCUUUCAAGUUCUCUUGGGCGAGAAGACUCUUAAUGGCGAUUUCGCUCGUGGAGACUUUAUGCGCGGCACAAAUGAUAUGAAUGAGCGACCGUCGACUAGUAAUGGUCCGAGCACGAGUCUCGCCGACGAACUUGAGUCUGCCGAAGAGGCUGACGAAGCCGAAUAUACGAAACGACUUGAGGGAGAAGUGAGCAAGUUAAAAGAACAGAACAAGGCUCUUACGCUAUAUAUCAACAAGAUCAUCGAGCGUGUCUUACAACAUCAGGGCUUCGAGUCAAUCCUCGACAAGAAUGAUCUAGACCUUCCAAGCGCGACGACCACCCCUUCAAAGCCCAACACAGACAAAGACCUCCCACCUCCACCAGUUCCCAAAGAAAACUCAUCCUUCCUCCAGCGCGCCAAAUCAGUCGCCCAACGUGCCGCGACAGCAGCAACAACCUCAAAUACCACUUCUUCCGACAGUCGCAAAUCGCGCCCAAUGUCCUACAUCCCCCCACCUAAUCCUAAUGGAACGAUCCUCAACGAAAACCCCGACACCGCACCCUCUGUCCCCCUCAGAAACAACCCAAACCGCAACUCAUCUGGAAACUUCCACCGCCGCUCGAAUUCCGAAUGGCCCUCCGCCAGCAUUGUGUCAAACAUGUACCGCGGCCCCCUGCCGGCAAAUACUUCCGGCCAAGUCUCACCCGGUAUCGCAUCACCCCGGAACUCAUUCUUCGGUUCGCUGCCCGGUGGCCCUGCACCCUCGUCAUCCGGCUCUCGCGCGCCGUCUGCUACAUCAGCCCCACCGGGACCAGGCCACGCGCGAGCGCCAAGUUCGGACGAGAACAAUCGCCCUGGCACAACGACGCCGAAUGAAGGCAGCGUUAGUGCCGAGGGUGGGAGCGUCAGUCUUGACACACCAAGCCCGCCGCGCAGUGUUGCCAGUAGCUUUGACCGACAAGGCGGCCCUGGUGGCGGAGCCGUCAUGAGCGGACGUGGGCCUCGGCCACUGAGAUUGGUACAGGAAGCACAGGAGCAGGACGCGGAGAGUGAGAGGGCGCGAAAGGCAGCGAAUCGGGGCAGUUGGAUCCCGACUGGAUGGUUUGGAAACAAGGCGGAGCAAGGCCCAUAAGAGAACUUG